Zymoseptoria tritici IPO323 is the source of this 576-nucleotide messenger RNA. RefSeq lists its product as uncharacterized. The transcript is spliced from 3 exons. The record is from RefSeq and is a predicted model, not a curated record. The coding region runs from base 1 to 576 and encodes 191 amino acids. NCBI's taxonomy places the organism in Eukaryota, Fungi, Ascomycota, Dothideomycetes, Mycosphaerellales, Mycosphaerellaceae.
AUGGUCACAUACACCGUCAAGCGAGAGCUAGGCGGCGCAUGUACCUUCGCACCCGUCCACCUGAUUGAGAACAGUACUGCGCUCGCCAUGGAAGAAGAAGACAACGUGGAUGAGAACAUGCCCGUUGCGCGAGUUGGGAAAGACUCGCACCGCGCCUUCAAGGUCUCUGAGGCUAUCAAGAUGGAAGAGCCCACUAGCACCUGGGAGUUCUUCAUCCUGCGAUCCGGAGCAGAAAGGGUUGAACAGGAAAUAGCCAACGACGACGACGACGACGACGACGUCGACGAAGAUGCCGAAGAAGAUGACGAAGCAAAACGAUACUGUCCACGGUGCUUUGGAGGGCGGGUGGAGACGGAGCGUCGAUCGGCGGUAGUGGUGGUGUUUGAGCCGAGAGUCAGCGAGGUCGUGAAGGUCGUGAAGGUCGUGAAGGUCGUGAAGUAUGCAGGCGUGCGGGCGUGCAGGGUGAUGCAUACCUUGAUGCCCCUGAAAUUGAAAUUCCAUCAAACCUUUGACAACACGAAAGGAAAUCAUGGACAACCAACCAACACCAUCGCCUCUUUGCCGGGUCUGACUUGA